This is a messenger RNA of Cicer arietinum (chickpea), 3117 nucleotides long. RefSeq names its product nuclear intron maturase 1, mitochondrial. The record is from RefSeq and is a predicted model, not a curated record. Gene Ontology annotation, biological process: mRNA processing. Lineage: Eukaryota; Viridiplantae; Streptophyta; Magnoliopsida; Fabales; Fabaceae.
UCUAUUAUAAGUUUUUAGUAAUUUUUUCCCCUCCUAUUUCUCUUUCCUUUAACAUUCCUUCUCAAAACCAAACAGUAUUGCAAUUUCUACCACUCCGUUCCAAACCCAAUAAACCCCUACAACAAUUCACACGUGACACGGCGCAAGUGCAGUGUUGAGAGUUUGUUUCCACAGUCCUCAGAACUACGAAAAUGUGAAAAACAAAACAUGUCAGUGAGGCAAUUCAUCAAACACCUACGACCCCUCCGCAACAUUUCCAACAACACACUCUCACCCUUUCACUCUCUCUUCACCCGUUCCCUUCAAGCCACAAACCACACCCUCCAACAACAAGAAGAUCCUCAAUCUCUUCUCAAACAAGACCCAAUCGAAAUCUGCACCUCUCUAUGGAUCAAAACAUUUUCCUCCCCAAAAACCACUUCCUUCCCUAACCUCACCGGUUUUCUCUCCAAUUUCGAUCUUUGGGUCUUCGCCUAUCAACGCUCAUGCGCCCACGUCACCGGAACUUUCCCUCCUCGCAACGCCAUUCACACCAACCACCUUCGUGAUAUUCUCUCCCUCCGUAACGCCGUUAUACGCGGUCGUUUUACAUGGAACGACAAAACCCACCAAUUACUUCGAUCACCAAACGACAAAACCUUUUCAAAACCCCUCUCAAAACGCAAACUUCAAGUUUUUAUCGAAUCCAACGAGCCUUGUUUUCAAGACAGGGUUGUCCAAGAGGUUCUUUUGAACAUUCUGGAACCAGUUUUUGAACCUAAAUUUUCUCCAAAAUCACACGCUUUUCGACCCGGUAGAAAUGCACACACUGUUAUUCGAACCAUUCGGAGUAACUUUGCGGGUUACUUGUGGUUUUUGAAGGGUGAUUUGAGUGAGAUUUUUGAAAAAGUUGAUACCAAUGUUGUGAUGGAAUGUGUUGAAAAGGGUACUAGAGAUAAGAAAGUUUUGGGUUUGAUUAAAUCUGCUUUAAUGGGGCGUGUUUCGCGAAAAGUAGUUGAAGUUGAAGAGUUGAAGAAAGAUAAGAAGAGGAAAGCUACUAAGAAGAGGAUUCUUAAAGAGAAUGAACCGAAACCGGAUCCUUAUUGGUUAAGAACAUUCUUCAGUUUUGCUCCUGAGGAGGCUGCUAAGGUACCUUCUUAUGGUCAUUGUGGGAUUUUAAGUCCAUUGCUUGCUAAUGUUUGUCUUAAUGAAUUGGAUCAUAUGGUAGAAGAAAUGAUUGUUGAGUUUUUUAGGCCUAGUAAGUUUGAUUCUAUAUGGAAGCAUUCAAUUGAUGAUGGAUGUCAUAACCCGGCUUGGCCCGAGUUUGUUCCGUCUAGUGGGAACGAGAAAACUAGGAAGAUGGAUUACAUAAGAUAUGGUGGUCAUUUUCUGAUUGGGAUUAGGGGUCCUAGGGAGGAUGCUGUUGAAAUUAGGAAGAAAAUUGUUAGGUUUUGUGAAAGUAGAUUUGGGUUAAGGUUGGAUAAUUCCAAGUUGGAGAUCGAACAUAUUGCAAGGGGUAUUCAAUUUUUGGAUCAUAUAAUAUGUAGAAGGGUGAUUCAUCCAACCUUGAGGUAUACAGGUUCUGGAGGUAACAUAGUGAGUGAGAAGGGUGUGGGUACUUUGCUUUCGGUUACUGGUAGUUUACAACAAUGCAUUCGCCGGUUUAGGCAGCUUGCGCUCGUUAAGGGUGAUAAGGAUCCCGAGCCACUUCCGUGUAAUCCUAUGUUGUAUUCAGGGCAAGCUCAUACAAACUCUCAGAUGAAUAAGUUCCUUGAGACCAUGGCUGAUUGGUAUAAAUAUGCUGAUAAUCGCAAAAAAGUUGUUGGCUUUUGUGCCUACGUGGUUCGUAGCUCUUUGGCUAAACUGUAUGCUGCUAGGUAUAGGUUGAAGUCCCGUGCCAAAGUGUAUGGAAUAGCUUCGCGAAAUCUCAGUCGACCUCUAAGGGAGAGUACCAACAAUUCUGCACCUGAGUAUUCAGAUCUUUUGAGGAUGGGGCUGGUGGAUGCAAUUGAAGGUGUUCAGUUUUCGCACAUGUCUUUGAUUCCAUCUUGCGAUUAUACUCCGUUCCCGAGAAACUGGAUACCAGAUCACGAGAGGGUGUUGCAUGAGUACAUAAAACUUGAUAAUCCUAAAUUUUUCUGUGAAUUGCUCAGAUAUGUUAAGCAAAAAGGCUUAAGUAUUCCUCAAGAGGAAAUUUCUCAAAUGGUAUGGGACUACAAAACUCUUGGGGUCCGUUAUUUUCGAUCUGACAGAGAUAAAGAAGUGAAAGCUGAUUUAAAGGAGAUAACUGAAUAAGUUUGACAUUGGUUGAAAAUUUGUGGAAUUUUCAAAAUUGAUGAUCUCAUCACUGUUGAGAAAUUUCUAUGUUGAGUGUAAGAGUCCUUUAAUUACUAUUCUCACAAGAAAUGUUAGUUGAUGCGGACUCUAUCUACAUGAAAUAUGAAUGUGCUCUUUGGAAGGGUAAAACUCAGAUGACAGUGUUGUAACUUGUAAUUAACUACUAACAAUAUAGAACAUGGCAACAUGUACAAACAUAAUUUUCUACAUUGUCGAAUUGAAUUGAGUUUUUUCAUUAGAAUUUACAUAAAUGCUGAAAUUUUAAUACAUUGGGAUCCUUUCUUCCCUGCAUCAAACCAUAACGUUUGGUGAUAUAUUUUCUUUAACCUCAUAACAAAUCUUCUUGUUGCUUAAUCUUGAUUUGUGUUGCAAACCCAAAGAGUGCAAAAACAGAAGUAUUUGAUAGAAAAAUAAGAGAGGAGUUGUGUAUUAUUGAUGACAAAAAUAUGAAAAUGCAGAAGGGUGUAUUACAGGAUCCUAUAUUUGGAAUUCCAUCAAGAAGUCUAGAACUUGUUUUCAUGAUGGCUAUAUGGUGAUGGGAAUUUGUUCUUUUGGUACAGUACUUGGUCCCAAAUAGGCUCUCUUUGUCAUUCAGUAGAUUAUGUGGCUAUCCAUGAUGUACAACUCAAAUUUAAAGAUAUUUAUGCAGAUGAGUGUCUAAAUUUACUGCUGCUUAGAACUUCCCUCAAUCUAAAUCUGGUGAAGUUUCUCAACUCUAUUCGUGUUCAUAUUAAUGACAUUGUUAGUGAUAUUUUUACUAUGCAAAUUGAGGUAAACAGACAUUAUACAGCCAAGUCUGGA